GGCAGUCUGCUUCCUUAAAGAUUACAGCCUCGGAAAUCCUAUGGAGCAAUUCUGCUCUGUCCUAUAGGGUCACUAUGAGUCAGAAUGGAUGUCAUGGCAAAGGGUUUGGUUUUGGUUUAUAGAUUACUGCAGGUCUCCCCAGCAAUUUGUUUACAUUAUUUCUAUGACUGAGAUUGUUAAUCUGAGUCUGGUAAUCCUGUCAAGUUUAAAGUGUUUUUUUCUCAAGUAACGUGUGCAUUAUACAUUUUUUGGCCAACCACGCAACCACCGCAUGCAUUAUUUUCAUAAGCACGCUGUCAAUUUUUUUUUACAUGUUGUUGAUUUCAAUUGAUGCUAAGAAGACAUAAUUAAACUGUGAAAUAAGCAGGCCUAACAUAACCUAAUGGUUUCACUUAAGACAACCUGAUAAGAUUUUCACAUUUAACUGUUGAGCUAAUGUGCUAUAAUUAUCAACUUAAAUUAAUAGAAAUGAAUGCAUAGUUUGUUUCCCAGUUACUGGGGGACUACCAAACUCAAGUCAAUGACUUCUUUACCAUAGCUUGUACUUCAUAAUACACUUAUGAUCAAAAGUAACAUUUUUGAACUAUUUUUAUAUCCUUAAGCAGGAGAUUAAACAAAAUGAACAGAAUGAAAUAAAAUGAACUGAAUGAUAUGAUUCACCUGUAAUACAGAACGACAGAUGAAUGAGGCUGAAAUUCGCUUCUGGAAAUAUCACAAGAUAUGCGUGGUAUACAUACGGGUGUGCUACGCCAGAACUGUUUUACUUAAUUUCAUUAUUUCCGAGUGUUGUAUGUUUGUGCGCGUUAUUUACAUGGGAGCAUUCUUUAGGGGAAAAUAUGGUAUUUGCAAACCUGCGUUUGUAUGAGCUUAUGUACGCACAUAUCCCUAAUACAAGAAAGUCUUUGUUUUCGUAUGAUUUGCAAAGGUAUCUGUGGCUCCAAAGAUUUUUAAAAACCACCUUAGAGAUCGGGAUCAGGUUUUCUGGCUAGCUUGGCUUUGCUGCUGCUCCAUUUGCUUUAUUGUCAGGGUCUUCGUCUUAGAGGAGAGGAGAAGAGGUUAAUUAAAUCUCUUUGUAGCGAAAAAAGCAAUUUCUGUUUAGAGAUGGAACUGAAAAAGAAUUCAGCUUUUGCUAAUUGGUAUAAUGUUUUCCAUAUAAUGCCGUUAAACUUUGCCAUACGGUAAGAAUUAUAAGCAUUACUUCAUAAUCUAUUAACACCCAAUAUCUUGUGGGUUGCAGUGACUUGAGAUCUAGGAAGACGAUCCAACAAAGUACACUGAGAAGAUGUGAUCAGAGAUACAGGAGAACCACCAUAGUGUCCUGUUAAAGAAAUAUAAUAGAGUUUGAAGAAGGGAACAAUCAAUGCUAACAUCUCCAGUGAAUAUUGAAUUGCUGAGGAAUUUGGGAAAAGACACCUGAAGUUUCCAUUCCAUGGAUCCCUUGGGUGCACCUUCCCAGUUUGUGGAUGUGGAUACACUACCAAGUUGGAGUGACUCAUGUGAAGAUGAAUUAAAUUCUUCUGACGCUGAAGCUGAAAAAUUACAGGAAGAUGCUAUUAGAUCACCUUUUCCUUAUAAUAAGGAUAUCAAUGGAAAAGUGGUUCUUUGGAAAGGAGAUGUGGCAAUACUAAACUGUACAGCCAUUGUGAAUACUAGCAAUGAGAGUCUCACUGAUAAGAAUCCUGUGUCAGAAAGUAUCUUCAUGCUCGCGGGGCCUGAUUUGAAGGAGGACCUCCAGAAGCUUAAAGGUUGCCGGACAGGUGAAGCAAAAUUGACAAAAGGAUUUAAUCUAGCUGCCCGGUUCAUCAUUCACACAGUGGGACCUAAGUACAAGAGCCGCUACCGAACAGCAGCAGAGAGUUCCCUGUACAGCUGCUACAGAAAUGUGCUUCAGUUGGCAAAAGAACAGUCAAUGUCUUCUGUUGGAUUCUGUGUCAUAAAUUCUGCAAAACGAGGUUAUCCUCUAGAGGAUGCAACACACAUAGCACUUCGUACUGUAAGGAGAUUUCUAGAGAUUCAUGGGGAGAACAUUGAAAAAGUAGUAUUUGCCGUCUCUGAACUUGAACAGGCUACCUACCAAAAGCUGCUACCUCUGUAUUUCCCAAGGUCAUUGAAGGAGGAGAGUCGGUCAUUGCCACACCUUCCUACAGAUAUUGGAAAUGCAGAAGGGGAGCCUGUGGUACCUGAACGGCAGAUUAGGAUAAGUGAAAAACCUGGUGCUCCAGAGGACCACCAAGAAGAGGAGGAUGAAGGCUUGAGAGUUGAUCUCUCUUUCAUUGGCUCUCAUGCUUUUGCUCGAAUGGAGGGAGAUAUUGAUAAGCAAAGAAGAUUGAUCCUUCAGGGGCAGUUAUCAGAGGCAGCCCUACAGAAGCAGCAUCAAAGAAAUUAUAAUCGCUGGUUAUGUCAAGCAAGAUCUGAGGAUCUAUCUGAUAUUGCUUCUCUAAAAGCCUUAUACCAAACAGGUGUUGAUAACUGUGGUCGCACAGUGAUGGUGGUAGUUGGAAGAAACAUUCCUGUAACAUUAAUAGAUAUGGACAAGGCGCUCCUGUAUUUUAUCCAUGUAAUGGAUCACAUUGCUGUGAAGGAAUAUGUAUUAGUAUAUUUUCACACACUGACCAGCGAAUACAAUCACCUAGACUCUGAUUUCCUGAAGAAACUCUAUGAUGUUGUUGAUAUCAAGUACAAAAGGAAUUUGAAAGCUGUAUAUUUUGUUCAUCCAACAUUUCGUUCAAAGGUGUCAACAUGGUUUUUCACCACCUUUUCUGUCUCAGGACUGAAAGACAAAAUCCACCAUGUGGACAGCCUCCACCAGCUGUUUUCUACCAUAUCUCCAGAACAGAUUGACUUUCCUCCUUUUGUCCUUGAAUACGAUGCCAGGGAAAAUGGGCCUUACUGUACAUCUUAUCCACCAUCACCAGAUUUGUGACCUGCCAUCUUUCAGUGCUGCUGGUUUCUAAGAAUUCCGCUUUCUCCAUGACUCGCUACUUAUUGAAGUGAUAUUCAUUUUUGCUGUACAGAUCCAGAGAGUCUUUUGUGCCCACCUCUCUGGUAUUUUUUUAUUGACUGUAUAUUUUCUGGCACAUAAGCAGUCUAAAAAUGUAGGCCACUUGGAACUACACAGUUAUUUUAAAUUUGUAUAUUUGUAUCAAAUGGAAAUGUUCAUUUUUAGAGAGUUGUUAAUAGAAAUUGGGGAGCAACUUUUUGAGUAUCUUCAGUUUCCUGAAAAGACACUAGAGUCUCCAUUAGACAAGCUACCAAUAUUGUUCGCGCCAUUUCAUCAACAUUGCACACUUCUUUUGUUUACUGAAAUAUUUCUCAAAAUAUGUAGAACAAGUGUGUGCUGACCAGAUGCCUCGUUUGCUUCAGAUCCUGGUGUUAAUACCACUUACAUUUUAUACAGAUAAUUUGGUUAUGAUAAAAGAGAAUUAUCCAGGACCAAGAAUAUGGAAGUGUAUCUACUGGUCAAAAAAAUCAGAAUUGUUACCAGUUGUUACCAAAUAUAGGAUUUGGAAUUUUACUGUAGCGGUCUUAGUUCCUUGGAUUUUAUGAUUAUUAAGAUUGCCACCAUUCUUGUCUGAAUAAUAGGGGAAAAUAAGAAGGCUGUAUCUUCAGCCUUUUUCCUCUAAUCAUGAGUGACUUGGUAUUCUUAUUCAAAAGAGCUACACAGACUAGUACUCUUAAGUGAAGAACUUCUCCCAGGACUCCAUCAGAGGGCGUUUAAAGAGUGUGCUGUCUUCUAGAGUCAUGAAUAUCAUUUGUCUCUUAGUGCUACUACCUAGGGCAUUUUGUAGAAGAGUCUCUUGUGUUGUGUACUUCAAUAUGGAGGAAGUGUGUUAAAUUGAACAGAGCCAGGGACCUGAUAAUUGUCUUUUUCCCAGCCCACUUUGCCACUCAGGCUCUAUUUGUGCCUUAGCUUGCUUAUAAAUAAAAAUUAGAAUUAUGCUACCUACCUCACAGAGGUAUCACAGGGAUAGCAUUUAGAAAGUAUUUGGAUGUCUUUGGAUAAAACAGUAGAGAAGUUUGUGUGGUGGAGUGUCUAGUUAGUUUUUAAAUGGGAAUAAAUACACAUGAGGAAGUGCUACAAGCCACUCCUCUUGUCCUUGGCACCUUUUGAGUGAUUUUUCUUUCAUGGGACAAGAGCUGUUAGUUCAAAAUCCCAAACAUGAGGACCUCUUCCUUCUCCAGAAUUUCUUCUGGCCCACUUCUCCCCCAAUGCUGCACUUUUUAACAAGAGGCAUCUGUUAGCCAUUUUAAACAUUUUUUCUUGAAUUAAGGUCAAACCAUUAUCAUUUCCAUCUGAGUGCCUUCAUCCUUCUUUUGAUUCCUACACCCACCCCCAUCUCCGUCACCCCAUCAUGUACAUUGGCAGUUCACAGAAGAAACAGUGGAACUCUUCUAUUGCAGUGUGCUCAGGAUCAUUGCUUCCAAGAAUCUCAUUCCCCUAUACCCAAAUUAAUUCCUCAGUGGGGGGAAAAGAAACAUACUUCUCUUCAUUUAUGAUAGGAAAAUCCCCCUGUAUUUGUGUUAACCCCAUCCUUUAUUUUCCCAUAUAAACAAGAAGGGGUUUUACAUUUCUUUAGGUAAGCGCUCUUUUCUUGUACAGGUGUUGGACGUAUUUGCUUUGUGUCAGAAAUCAAAAUCAGUUGUUCUUGUGUAUGCUUGUAUGUUAAGGUCUUCCUGUUUUGUUCCCUAGGCCAUCAGGUCCAGGCAACCAGUCAAGUGUUGGGUGUUAAGUUUCCCCUCAAAUAAUACUCCUUUAACCUCUUGAGCUUUGCGCCUUCAAAACCUGAAACAUUAGGCUCAUCCUGUCAAUUGGUAAAUCAUAUUUAAGGUAUCUUUUUCACUAGAAGCAGCUAUAAAAAUAUGCCAGAUUUUCUGUGUUAAAGCUGGACUAGGCUGCCAUAAGUUGGCAUCUGUCCUGAACCACUUCCUCUGUAGAGAGGGGCGGAUGACUCAGUAAGCAACGUAAGCACAGGCUUACUUGUGCUUGCUUACUAAUCUGAAACUAAAGUGAAACUCAUGAAAUUAGUAAGUAAGCACAAGUAAGCCUGUGCUUACCUUGCUUGUUGGAUAAUCCUAUCCUGUCUAUAAAUAAUAGAGACUACAAGCUACUUUGACAUUUGAAAGGAAGCAAAUUUAUAUAUACAAUUUCUUACAGGCAAUAAUUUGAAAGGAUGUUCCUUUGCUAUGUUCGUACUACAUGUUUAGUAACACAAGCAGGAUUCUACAUAUGCUGAGACUCUUGUACAAUUGAUGUCCUAAAGUAUAAAGGUGGUAUGAGACUAUAUACAUAUCAGUAGGAUUUCAUAAUUUAAUGGUCACUGAAAAUAAGGGCCACUCUUCUCAAUGAAACUGAAUUUGUUAUGGGACCAAGUUCGUGUUUUUAUAGUUGUCAGAAGUGUAUGUAUUGAAGUUAUUUCAGUGUACUAAAUCCUAGGAGGGGAAACAUAGUGACAUUGGUAUUGAAAUGAUUAAGUAAUGUUCAGUAUAUAUCUGCCUUUGGCAAAAGGUUAGAUAGCCUGGAUAACACACACCAUUUUCAAGGACACAUUAGAGGAUAAAGGGGUGGCUGGGUGGAGAUGACCAUUAGCAUCUGAUGUUGAUUCAAAGCACUACCGCGUCUUAAUUAAACUUUGGCUAUGCCAAAUGCUAGUUGAAUUGCUGAAGACACAACUUAUACAAAAUAUUAAGUUCAUUAAUUCAUGUGAGGCAUAGUAUGAUUUUUCACAGCAAAUACAUUUCUAGCAUCAGCAUAUGUUUGGAUUCUUUUUAAUUCAUCUAUAUCCAAGUUGCUUGAUAGUGAAAAUGAUCUCUUAAAGCUCGGUCUUUAUUAGACUCUAAGAGAGCAAGUGGUUCAUAUUUUAAUUAUUUUCUUUAAUAUGUUUUAUUGGCUGAUGCUCUGUUUCUUUUAUCGAAGGAAUCCAUCUACAGUAUUUUGAGAGUAAUCAACACAGGAUUUUUAGAAUAUUUUUGGUAGGAAAAACAGAUGUAGAUUUUUGAUCAAGUUUCUGAAGUCUAAAAGGAAUAAAAUGUCUCCCCUUUCUAUAAAGAUAAUUAGUACAAAAAUAUGGCUUGCCUAUUUCUGCUUGUCUUCUAUUUACAUAGAUAUCAUUUAAUGAAUUCAAACUAUAGGUAAUCAUUCAGUUGUCUUUGUUACCAUUAACAGGAAAGUGAUAAAAUGUAAUAUUAAGUCCAAGCUAAAGAUCACCCUUUUUGUUUCCCUGAUACAUUGUGUAUGUAUGUACGUACAGUUUGAAUUGCUUAAUAUGUAAACAGAAAUUAGAAUUUGAAGUACCGGAAACUGGUUCUGGGAACAGGGAAUUGACUGUAUUAAAGACCAAAAAGACUACAAGAUAACCUCUAAAAUUGGGUUAGCCAGGUGAGUUGCAGAUUCUAGUUGUCUUAAGUUAUAAUCAGCAUACACUAGGGUACUUCCACUGUACUGAGACUAAUGCAGCCUUAUGGUGUAUGUUUGACUCUUGGUUUGCAGUUGCCUGAAAACAUGAAGGAGGAUGAAGAAAAGUUCUACCUAUAAUCUAGAUCAUACCAUAAACCCGAGAUGAUGAGUUGCCUACUAGCUCUCACCAUAUAUAUAUAUGGUUAUAUAUAAAUAUAUAUAUGUGUAUGUAUAUAUGCACACACACACACCAUAAUCUGCCUUGUUUUACCUUCUUUGAGAGAGUCAUUUCUGUGGUCCAUGUUAAAGAACAUAGAGCAAUAAAUAACACACUUCAAGCUUUGAUUUUUACUGAAAUAGCCCUUAAACAGAUGGUAUCAGGAUCAUUUUAAAUAUUAAUAGUUCUCUUGAAUAUUAGUUGUUAACUUUGUUUCUCUACUUCUGAGGACAGCAUCUUUGAGUCUUUUUAAGUACAGUAAGCCCUGGUGGCAGAGCAGUUAAAGCAUUCAGCUACUAACCAAAAGGUCAGCAGUUUGAACCCAUCAGCCUCUCCAUGGGAGAAAGA
This is a messenger RNA of Trichechus manatus latirostris (Florida manatee), 6959 nucleotides long. It is a transcript of the gene GDAP2, whose product is annotated as ganglioside induced differentiation associated protein 2. Bases 1430 to 2923 code for a protein of 497 amino acids. The record is from RefSeq and is a predicted model, not a curated record. The transcript is spliced from 14 exons. NCBI's taxonomy places the organism in Eukaryota, Metazoa, Chordata, Mammalia, Sirenia, Trichechidae.